CAUGUACAUCACAACCCGCAUUGAAAAUGUUCUACCACUGGAACAACACUACUAGAAAUUUUUCGUAACAGAAGUGCCAGAUUAUGCUUUUGUGUGUCUUGUUUUCGUGUGUGAAUUAAGAGUUUCGCUUUGGCAUACAUCGGUAUAAUUUUAUGUGAGCAUGCAAUAGUUCCAUGCGCCGUCGUUGAAUGACUAUUUGAUAGCCUGUGGCCAAGGGUGAAUUUCUGAACAUUUUGCAUGUAAACAGUCGCCAAGUUUGGAUUUUGUGUUGAUAAAUCGGUUCUGUUAAAUUUACGUGUGUGCACAAUGUGCAUUUGAUUAAAUGUUCAAAUUUCACAUUAGAUAGUGAAUUGGAAAAGAAUAUGGUCAGGAUGGAUAUCAGAUCUGACCUUUUCCUGAGACUGCGCCGGCUGGAGGGGUUGAUUGAAAAUCCAACCUUCAUUCCCAACCAUAUUGGACCCAGUGGUCUGUUGAUGCUCACAUCUACUGGUUCAAACACGGUACAUUCUCAGGAGCAAGGUAACCAACAGCAGCGUCUCUCCUACGCGACGUCGAUCCCCGACAAGGACCUGCGCCAGGUCUCCGCCUACGCCAUGAACCCUUCCCUCUACCGACAAGUGGACAGCUUCGCCAACCGCGCCGCACGUGCUCCAGAUGGCCGCAGUUCCACGCCGCCCGCCGCGCUGCCGUCAUCAACCCGGGCGGCGGCGGCGCGUUCCGGCCCGUGCUGACCGUCGGCGAGCAGCCGGACGCCUACCACUCGUCGCGCAUUCGCAGCAGCCGCGAAACGCGCCAAGAACGCGCGGCGGCGGC
Priapulus caudatus is the source of this 813-nucleotide messenger RNA. RefSeq lists its product as uncharacterized. The record is from RefSeq and is a predicted model, not a curated record. The coding region runs from base 363 to 731 and encodes 122 amino acids. NCBI's taxonomy places the organism in Eukaryota, Metazoa, Priapulida, Priapulimorpha, Priapulimorphida, Priapulidae. The transcript is spliced from 3 exons.